UUCCAGUUUUGGGAUGUGUUGGACAAUUUGAAAAUGGGCUGUUUGUUUUAACUCAUUGUCACUUCAAGAACUAUGUACUAUAAAUAAUUAUCUCUAACAAAGAAGCAAUCAUUCAUAAAAAAAAUGGGUUCAGAUUCUCAUUACCAAAUUCCGACCAUAGACCUCUCAACCAGUUCAGCUAAACUGGCCCGUGGAACUGAAAAGUGGUUCAGUUUGUGCAAGAGGGUUCGGGAGGCUUGUGAAAAUUAUGGAUUUUUUGAAUUAGUAUAUGAUAAAAUACCACUGGAGUUAUCAGCAGAGUCUUUCUCUGUGACAAGGGAAUUUUUCAGCCUUCCACUUGAGACAAAGAAACAAGAUGUCAAUCCAAAGUCGUUCCAUGGCUAUUAUGGACAGCACCCCGUUGCUCCCUUGUACGAGAGCUUUGCUAUUGAAGAUGCCUCCAACUAUGAAUCCCUUACAAGCUUCACAGAAAAAAUGUGGCCUGAUGGUCAUGAUCAGUUCCUUAACACUGUGAUUGGAAUGGUGAACAAGCUGGAUGAGCUGCAUGAGAUGAUUGAAAUGAUGAUUCUUGAUAGCUAUGGUUUGGGAGAAAAUCAAGAUUCAAUCAUGGCAUGCGAGACGAAGCUGAGAGUAUCGAGAUACGGUUUACCUCCAUCAGGGGAGUAUGUGAAUGGCCUCAAUGCUCACACUGACAAACAAUUAACUGCAAUACUUUGUGACGAUCAAGUUUCAGGUCUUGAAUUUGAAACUAAAGACAAAUCACAAUGGAUCAAGUUAUCUCUGCCUCCUAGUUCCUUUGUCUUCAUUGUUGGAGAUUCUCUUAUGGCCUGGAGUAAUGGAAGAAUGCAUUCUGCAAAGCAUCGAGUGAUGAUGUGUGGAGAAAAAGAACGAUAUUCGUUAGGAGUAUUUGCAAUUCCAGUAGAGGGUACCAUCAUCAAGGCACCAAAGGAGCUAGUGGAUGAAGAACAUCCACAACUCUUUAAAGACUUUGAGUAUAUGGAUUUCACCAAGUAUAGCACUUCAGAGGAAGCAAUGGCUGCCGCGGAGUCAGCUAUGCAUAUUUGGUCUUUUGCAGGAAUCAGUAGCUGAUCGACUUGCUAUCUAGCUCUCUCCACAACUUUGUAUAUAUCUGCGACAAAUAAAGAUGCGUGAUAAACACCCGAAAACCCUAUAAUUAGGAGGUGUUAUGCGGUUGGUGC
Messenger RNA from Argentina anserina (silverweed cinquefoil), 1199 nucleotides. Its product is annotated as probable 2-oxoglutarate-dependent dioxygenase AOP1. The record is from RefSeq and is a predicted model, not a curated record. The transcript has 3 exons. Bases 124 to 1089 code for a protein of 321 amino acids. NCBI's taxonomy places the organism in Eukaryota, Viridiplantae, Streptophyta, Magnoliopsida, Rosales, Rosaceae. Gene Ontology annotation, molecular function: 2-oxoglutarate-dependent dioxygenase activity.